Molecule: messenger RNA, 2957 nt
Organism: Populus euphratica (Euphrates poplar)
Lineage: Eukaryota; Viridiplantae; Streptophyta; Magnoliopsida; Malpighiales; Salicaceae
Exons: 8
Coding region: 235-2658 (807 amino acids)
Molecular function (GO): chromatin binding
Source: RefSeq, a predicted model, not a curated record
AAGGAAAAAUAAAUCCCCCGUUCUCGUUCUCUAUCUAUAGAAAAGAAAAACCACGCUUCGGCUUUGCCUCCCUGCUAAAAUCGCACCACCCAAACCCUUUUUCAUUACUUAAACAGAAAAAAUAAAAAAAUAAAAAAAUCUCUCUCGCUCCCUUCAAUUUUUACCCGCCCAAAAGGUGCCUGUGCUUGAAACGGCGUCGUGGUCAAUGUACUGACUUCCUUGCUGUUUGAACAAAUGGAUCCAUCGGCGGUAGAUGAUUAUAAUAAAUGUCUUCCGCAAUCGGACGGUGAAACUGAUUUGUUUAGCGAGAAGAGACAAAUGGAGAACGUAGAGAGCGAAGAAUUGGCGGCUAAAAGAGCUAAAAAAGGCGUUGGUGAGAUACGGAAAGUGGCGGAGAUAGUUCUGGUGCUAUCUGCAAUGGCGGGGAUGAGAGGAGGGAAGAAUCCGACGGAGGCGGAGGUGAGAUUGAUGGAGGAAGCGAGGGAAAAAUUGGUAGAGAUUUGUCAGGAUUUGUCGCCUAAGGAUUUAGUGGCUAGAGACUCAAUUGGGACUGUUAUUGAGGACUUAGGGCUUAAUUUUAAGCUUAAAGAUCAACGGUUAGGGUUUCGAGGAUCUAGGCUGUCCAUUAAGGAGAAGCUCUCCCUUUCAAAGAGGAAGAUGGAAGAGUCCAAGAAAUUUGCUGCUCCUUCAGCUACAUAUACAACUCAAAUAACACAACCGAGCUUUGGUGCAAUGCCUGAAAGCCAUGGGCCAUCACAUGCUUUUCGCGUGCUUUCUUCAGAUAAACCAAGUAAUAUAUCAGUAUCUUCUGGAGUCUUUCCAGCUUCUUUGCCUGGUCAUGUUUCAGCAGCAACCCCAGCAUCCUCAACACUUCAACCACUCACCACUGAAGUUAAAAUAUCUACUGUUUCCAGUGGGUUACCUAGCAGUCAAUUAGGAAGGGAUUUGUCUUCUGUAGCAUUUUCUAAAGUUGAAAAAACACAGUUUAAAGUGGAAGGGGGAUCAAAUGGGGCAUCUUAUGCUCCUCAAGUACUUGCAAAUGCUUCUGCAAAUCAUUCACUGGUUAAUGCUCCAAGUUGGUCUAUGCAACCCCAUUCUGCAUCCUCAGGUAAAUCUGCACCAGAAAACAAUAUGCCAAAUCAUAAUUCUGCCAAGGUUGAGGGAGCUGCUGACUUGGGUCGGACUCGUGCAACUCAAGCAGCAAGAGAUCAAACAUUCAGACCAUUCACAUCUCAAACUCCACCUGCAAAUUUGCCAAGCAUACACCCGCCUAUGCAAGGCAUGGAGUAUGUUCAACCUCCAUCGUUUAUCAACAAUCACAAUGAAAUUGCUAAAAUUGUUCAGAAGUUAUUACAGCCGAAGCUUCCUGAAUAUCCCACAUGGAUUCCGCCUUCAAGAGAAUAUAUGACUACAGCAAUGACUUGCCAAAUAUGCAAACUUACUGUCAAUGAGGUGGAAACUGUUGUUCUUUGUGAUGCUUGUGAGAGUGGAUUUCACAUAAAAUGUCGAGAAGCAAUUAAUCAGAAAGGAAUUCCUAGAGGUGAAUGGCACUGCAGGAAUUGCUUGGCAUUAAGCAAUGGGAAGCCUUUGCCCCCUAAAUAUGGCCGUGUCAUGAGGAGUGCAACACCACCAAAAGGGCCUUCUAAUCCAGCUGGAAGUCAUUCAUCAUCAGAGAAGAAAGCUGAAAAUGUAGAUCUAAAGGUCAAUCAACAAAAGACUACAAAUGGUGUUCAAAAUCAUGCUGGAUCUGGUUCUGUCAACAAUGUUGAAUCAGCAUCUGAGAUCUACACAACAAGUGGAAAGGAUGCAGAUCAGAGUGCAUGUAGUUUCCCCAACACCACUGAAAGAUCUACACAAAAAUAUCAAGUUUCUGAAUCACCUGCACAGGAAAAGAGUUCACUUUCUGAAUCAUCUGAAAAAAUCAGCAACAAUUUUGAAGAUUCCAAACCCUUGCAAAUCUCACAAGACAUUAUCCUAACAGAACAAUCAGAUUUUCCCAAAGCUCCUUUGACACCUCAUCAGGAUCAUUCAAUCAUGGAAGAGUCAGCAAGUGUAAGAGGAAAUACUGAUUGUUCUUCAAGAUUUGAGGUCAAGAAAAGUGAGCAAGAUGUUUUGCAUGCAAAUCCUGUAGGAAGUUCUGUACCUAAUAAUUGGGUUGGAAAACAUCCUGGCUUGUCUUCCAGUGGCAUUCAUAGUGUGGAAUGGAUUGGUAAUGAAAUUAAAGUUGCAGAUGGAAAAAAUUUUUACAAGUCCUGUUGCAUUGAUGGAGUGUCGUAUAAAGUGCAGGAUCAUGCCCUUUUUCAUUCCAGCAAUGGCAAAUUAACACCCUCUAAACUUCAGGCCAUGUGGGAGGAAAUUGAAACCGGAUCAAAGUGGGUUCUUGUUAGUCAGUGCUACUUUCCUGGUGACUUGCCUGCGGCUGUAGGCCACCCAUGUGCCCCUGAAAGUAAUGAGGUCUAUGAAUCAAAUCAUGAAAGCAGUGUGAUGGCUAGCUUGAUUGAAGGCCCAUGCGAAGUUCUUCCUCCUAACAAGUUUAAGGAAAUGAGUGAAAGACAGAACCAGUUAGCAACCAAGGCAAAUAAUGGAUCAGCACCUGUUUUCAUAUGCAAGUGGUUUUAUGAUGAGUUGAAAGGGAAUUUUCAACCUGUUUUCCAUUGAUCAGUCAAUACACACAUAUAUUGAGACUCUUAGAUGGUACCGGUGCUUCCUUUGAUCAGGCAAUCUACAUCAAAGGGACCCUGCAGGUUGAUGAGUGAGUUUAGUACUCAAUGUACAAUUUGUAGCUCUAGUUCUUUGUAUCAUUAUUUCCAUACUAGUUCAUCAAAAUUUUUAGUCAACCUUUCAUGCUUAUCAGGUAAAUUAUAGAAUGAACAUUCUGCCCUAUUCUCUCUAGAAUUAUAUCAGAUUUCUACUUCAAAUGUUCUGAAAAUGCUAUGAAUGGCACUCCAUAUGGUAAA